Penicillium griseofulvum is the source of this 1581-nucleotide messenger RNA. It is a transcript of the gene spp2, whose product is annotated as spliceosome ATPase-activating subunit SPP2. NCBI's taxonomy places the organism in Eukaryota, Fungi, Ascomycota, Eurotiomycetes, Eurotiales, Aspergillaceae. Gene Ontology annotation, molecular function: nucleic acid binding. Gene Ontology annotation, biological process: mRNA splicing, via spliceosome. Gene Ontology annotation, cellular component: spliceosomal complex. Bases 1 to 1581 code for a protein of 526 amino acids. The record is from RefSeq and is a predicted model, not a curated record. The transcript has a single exon.
AUGUCUUCGCGCGAUCAUAAUGAGGGCGGGAAAUCGCCGUCCAAACCAAUCUCUCUAUCUUUAUCCAGUUCAAAUGGUCCUUCGAAAAAGACUGGUUUUAGCAUCCAAUCCUCAAAUCGCGGCCGUUCUACACAUUCUCCAGCAAACACCCGGUCCCUGCCUAGGCGACCUCACCAACUCGGUUAUGCCGACGACUCUGACGAAGAGGAGGCUCCUCCGGUCCACGAGGAAAUCUCAGGGUUCGACACCCACACAGGUGCCGCCAUUACCGCAGAUGGACAGGCAGUCGCGGACGGAAAGAAGCCACUGAUCAUCCCCGUCACGAGCAAGAAUAACUGGCGCGACCGGGCCGGCGUGAAGAAAAGCAAGAAUCUGCUACCUAGCGAAGUGCAGGCUAUGCAGGAAGCGCAAAAAAACGGACAAGCGCCCCCCGGAGAGCCUACAGUAGAGACAGAUAUGCCUAGUAUGGCAUACGGGUUGAGCUUCGCGCAGCAAUCUGCAGAAAUGGCAGAUCGUGCCACAGCAGUGGACGAAGACCAGGCCAUGCCUGAUGCGAAACCCGUCGAGACAAAGCCCCUCACCGAGGACGAGAUUGCCAUGCAGGCGCUGAUUCGGGAAACCACGGGUGAAAAUGAACGGAGGUCAGACCUUGUGAUUGAAUCUGCUAAGCAUGGAGGCGACGAACAAGCACCAGCACAAUAUAACGAGCUUGGAUCCUUCAGAACAGAUGUGGCAUCCCGGCCUGAGCCUGCUAGUUUGGACGCCUACAAUGCUAUUCCUGUUGAGGAAUUUGGUGCUGCGCUGCUACGAGGAAUGGGCUGGAAGGAUGGUCAAACUAUCGGAAGAGGCAACUACAGCAGUGCCACAGCUGCAGAGAGAGCAAAAAACCCUCGUGUCCCAGAACGACGACCUGGGUUCCUCGGCAUUGGCGCAAAGGAUACAUCCGGCGGUAAAGGAGCCGAAACCGAGCUUGGAGCUUGGGGAAAAGCGGCUAUGCGCAAGGCGUCGAGGAAACAAGGAGAUGCUGACGACAAGGCCGAGGGCGUGUAUAUGCCUGUUACGAUGCGGAAUAAGAAAACCGGCGAGACCCUCACCGAAGAGGAACUCGCUGCUCUACUAAAGGAGUCCAAAUCUAAGCCUCCCAAGGAAGACGACUGGCGGGAGCGACGGGAUCGCAACCUUGAGAAGAGCGGUCGGGAGAAAGAUCGAGACCGCGAAUACCGCAAACGCGACUACGACGACGACGAGGAUCGUUCUAGCCGGAAGACUGGGUCCUCUCGGCGUGACCGCAGUCGUUCUAGUGGCCGCCAAUCUUCUAGCCGUUCCUCUCGAUAUGAUGAUGACAACAAAAGCAGACGGGACGAUCGUUCCUAUCGGGAUCGAGACCACGACCGGGAUCGUCGCCGGGACCGUGAUGAUUAUAAGGACGACCGGAGGAGAGAUGGAGAUCGAGAGCGGGACAGGGAUCGCAGCCAUCGAUCUCGAGACGAGAGAUACAGUAGCUCGCGGCACUCGUCUCACUCAUCUCGGAAUGACCGAGACCGUGAUCGCGACUCUCGUCGGAGUCAUCGCGAUGAUUAG